ACUCAGUGUAAGUUCAUCAAUAUUCAAUCGAUGAUAGUAUUGGUAGCAAUUUUUUCCAACCAAAUUCUUCGUCAAUCACAGUAUGAGCUAGAAUAAAUGAAUCGCUCAUUAGCAAUAAGAUGGACCGGCCGGUUGAAGCCGUGCCUAUCUAAAUCCACCUACCAUGGACCUCGCAGCAAGCUAAUUGCGCAAAGAACACAGUUCUUUUCCAGCUCCCCAGUACGGCGCGACCAAAACCUACCACCACAAUCCGGCCCUCAACACCCGCAACGCCGGGGUAAUUGGAAAUCAUGGAUCCUCUUCAACCUGGCCGGCGUAACCGGCGUCGCCAUCGUAGCCAUCACGCUCAAAAGCGCGAACCCCAACGCCACCAACGACGAUAAAAACAGCGUUAUAAAUACAAAGUCCUUCAGUCCCUUCACUAUCAUCUCCAAGGAGCAAGUCUCACCCACCGCUUUCGUUCUAAGUGUCCGCCCAGAAAUCGGUGAGGGAAAAAAGGGGUCAACGCGCAAGUUACAGGAAGCUUGGGAUCAUGGCCUUUGGUCCGUUGAGGUGAAGCAGCCGCAGUUGCAGAUUGCGCGGCAUUAUACGCCGUUACCUCCUUCUGAUGGUAAUGAGGGGGAUUUGCGGUUUUUGGUUCGGAAAGUUGAUGGUGGUGAGAUGUCUACGUAUCUAAGCAAAUUGCGCGUUGGUGAGAAUGUGUACCUGCGAGGUCCGCAUCUCGGGUUCGAUAUUACGAAGCGCUUGGGGGAUGCUAAGGAUAUCGUGUUUGUAGCGGGAGGUACGGGAAUUGCACCUGCGCUGCAGAUCGCAAGGAAAGUUUUAGAUACCAAACCUGCAGAAACUACAGCCGCAGAAAAACCAACAGUCUCAAUCCUAUGGGCGAACCGCCUAUCCGUCGAUGCCCUAGGACGAGAAACCUUCCAAUCUUCCAAAACUUCCGGAAGUUGGUGGAGUGGAAAACCAUCCUCAAAUCCCGAAGCACAGAAGCAAACACAAGAACCCUCAACCCCCUCACUAACACACCAAAUUCGCACUCUCCAACAAAACCACCCAGAAAACUUCCGCAUAUCCUACUUCACCGACGAAGAAGGCACAUUCAUCAAAGAACCCGACCUGCGCACCGCCAUCUCCCCGCCAUCCCCAGCAACAAAACGCCAACCUCUCCUCCCCGCAGCAUGGAUAUGUCCCUGGCACUCCACAGCCGCGCUCGAGCGACUACCAAACGACAACGACGUCGCGCGGCGAAGCGGUGAUUGUACCUGUGCCAAAGACGCUAAGACCAAGAAAGAAGUCCUUCCUACAAGCGCCACAGGAGCGAGUCUCGUAUGUGUUUCCGGAGCGGAUGGUUUUGUAGCCGCGUAUGCUGGGCCGAAGCGUUGGUAUCGCGGUGGGGAAAUGCAGGGGCCUGUAAAGGGGAUAUUGGGGCAGAUAGUAAAGGAUGAGGAGGUGAAGGGGGUUAAUUGGCUUGUUCUCAAGUUGUAGGUUACAAUAGGGGAUAAUUGACGAUGUAUAUGGCUUAAAAAGGUUGAUAUUAAAACUCCAAGCAGAAGUGUACUAUAGAGAUCUAAAAUUAAAUAUAGAGGCGAUAUAUCCUCAUCUAGGCUCACUCACACACAAU
Messenger RNA from Hypoxylon trugodes, 1621 nucleotides. RefSeq lists its product as uncharacterized. The transcript has a single exon. The coding region runs from base 97 to 1485 and encodes 462 amino acids. The record is from RefSeq and is a predicted model, not a curated record. Gene Ontology annotation, molecular function: oxidoreductase activity. Lineage: Eukaryota; Fungi; Ascomycota; Sordariomycetes; Xylariales; Hypoxylaceae.